Molecule: messenger RNA, 2592 nt
Organism: Gastrolobium bilobum
Lineage: Eukaryota; Viridiplantae; Streptophyta; Magnoliopsida; Fabales; Fabaceae
Exons: 6
Coding region: 1-2592 (863 amino acids)
Molecular function (GO): protein dimerization activity
Source: RefSeq, a predicted model, not a curated record
AUGGCUCAAUUUUCUUACACUCACUGUUGGGCUACUGGUUACUCCAAGAAAAGAUGCUAUGAGAUUAUUGGUUAUCCCGAAUGGUGGGAUUUCAAUAAACAACCGCACCGGAAGGUUCCUGCCACUGCCAAUGCUACUGCUGCUGCUACGGUUGCAAUACCUGCCUCACCCGCUACCAUGUUGCUCAUCAGGGACAUCUCAACUCGGAUGACAAUUGGUUAUGGUGUUAGACGUGAAAAGCUCUAUUUUCUAGAUUCAAAUCACGUUUGUGUCUCCUCUGUCGAGUCUUUCAAUACUACUGCUAAUAAAGCUUCCUCCUAUGUUUGGUUGUGGCAUCAUAGAUUAGGACAUCCAUCUUUAACAUAUUUAGAAAAGUUAUUUCCCCAAAUGUUUUCCCAUCUGAAUAAGGCUAAUUUUAAAUUUAACUCCAUGGCUAGUGCAUCUUCUGUUGAUGCAUCACCUUCGAUUCCACAAACUGCACCUUGUGGUUUGUUUAAACCCACUGGAGAUAACAUUGAUAUUGCAUGGAAAUGGAAUAGCUUGAAGGACCCCAAUAACAGGAGAUUCGUAACUUGUGAUUAUUGCCUGCAAACUACAAAGGGAGGAAUAACUAGAGCCAAAAGACAUCAGAUUGGUUUGAGAGGAGAUGUUCAGGCAUGUAGAAAAAUUCCAGCUGAUGUUAAAAAAAUACUGAAGGAUGCAUAUAUGCUGAAACAAGCUGAAAAAGAUGCUAAUAUGGUUGAUCUUGAUGUCAAUCAAGAUGAUGAUGUAGAAGAGCAGGUUAAAAUUCAUAAUAUCAAAACUGGAAAAAGAAAAAGAGCUGGAAGUGAUGUCUCUACCCCUGCUACAAAGGCUGUGAAAGGUCCUUUAGAUUUGCAUUUUUUUAAAAGGCCUAGCAUAAAGUUGGACAAAAAGCAAACAAGCAUAAAUAAUGCUUGUGACAAAGAGGCAAGGGCAAGAACCAUUCAGUACAUAGAAAGAUUUUUGUGUACAAAUGGAUUACCAUUUAAUGUUGUACGCUCAAGAAGCUUUAAGCUAAUGAUUGAAGCUGUUGGAAACUAUGGUCCACACUUGAAGCCACCAAGCUACCAUGAGUGCAGAGUUCCUCUUCUUAAAAAAGAGAUGGAGUAUACAAAAGAGUUAUUAAAGGAUCAUGAGGUACAACGAGCCACUUAUGGAUGUUCGAUUAUGUCGGAUGGGUGGACGGAUAGAAAGAAUAGGACCUUGAUUAAUUUCUUGGUCAAUUGUCCAUCAGGGACCAUGUUCAUGAAGAGUGUUGAUGCUUCAUCUUAUGUUAAGACUGGGGAAAAAAUAUUUGAGCUUUUGAACACGUUUGUUGAAGAGAUUGGAGAAAAGAAUGUUAUUCAAGUUGUGACAGAUAACAGAAGAAAGUAUUUGCAAGCCAAGCGGCCAAAUUUGUUUUGGACCCCAUGCACAACACAUUGUUUGGAUUUAAUGUUGGAAGACAUUGGAAAGAUUGAGAGGGUUAAGAGAGCCAUUGGAAAAGGCAUAAAACUUGUAGGUUUCAUAUACAACCAUUCAUUGGCUUUGAACACAAUGAGAAGGUUUACAAAUAAGACCGAAUUGGUUAGGCAUGGAGUCACAAGGUUUGCUACGACAUUCCUUACAUUGCAAAGGUUGCACAAACAAAGAAAAAACCUUAGGAACAUGUUCAUUUCUGAGGAUUGGGAGAAUUCCAAGGAAUCCAAAGACCCCAAGGGGAAAGUGGCAAGAAGGACUGUACUUAUGCCUGCCUUUUGGAAUGAUGUUUUUUUCUCACUUAAGGUUAUCGGGCCUCUUGUGCGUGUGCUUAGACUUGUUGACAAUGAGAAAAAACCUGCAAUGGGCUAUAUUUAUGAGGCAAUGGAUAGGGCCAAGGAGGCAAUUCAAAAAUCAUUCGGUGGAGAUGAACAAAAGUACAAAGACAUAUUUGCUAUUAUUGAUAGAAGAUGGGAAUGCCAACUUCAUCAUCCUUUGCAUGCAGCGGGCCAUUAUCUAAAUCCUGAAUUCUUUUAUGGCAAUGAUUCAAUUGGAAAUGAUAGAGAAGUGAUGGUUGGCCUUUUCAAAUGCAUUGAAAGGCUAAGUGCAAAUGAGGCAGAAAAUGAUACAAUUACAAUGCAAUUAGAAUCAUAUAGGACUGCUGAAGGCCUCUUUGGUAUCAAGUCAGCAAUAAGGCAAAGGACUUUAUUAGCUCCAGCUCAAUGGUGGAAGUUGUAUGGCUCUCAAACUCCAAAUUUGAGAGACUUUGCCAUUAAGGUGUUGAGUUUGACUUGUAGCUCAUCCGGGUGUGAGCGCAAUUGGAGUACUUUUGAACACAUUCAUUCCAAAAAGAGAAGUAGGCUUGAGCAUCAAAAGUUGCAAGAUUUGGUUUUUAUUAAGUACAAUCAAGCUCUUAAACAUCGCUAUGACAGUCAUGAUGUGAUUGAUCCCAUCAUCCUAAAAGACAUUGAUGAUAACAAUGAGUGGUUGGUGGGAGAAGUGGGUGAAGAUAAUGCUGAAGAUGAGAAUAUUUUUUAUGAUGAUACUUUGACUUUGGGAGUUGUUGCUGAUGCAAGUGGGAUUGGAGAGCCUCUGACAUACACAAGGCUGUAG